This is a messenger RNA of Adineta ricciae, 795 nucleotides long. Lineage: Eukaryota; Metazoa; Rotifera; Eurotatoria; Adinetida; Adinetidae. The record is from the annotation of a GenBank genome assembly.
AUGGUCGCUAUUAGUGCAACACUCGGUGUGUGUUGGACACUCCUCUCCUUCGCAUUUUUUGUACUUUGUCGUUAUCUAAUACUUCCAAUCAGUCUUCUGCGUCCAGCAUCAACAAAAACCAAACGAACUGCCUCCAAAUCGUAUGUUCACACGUUUCUAACUUGUCCAGAUGAUCAACAAUGGGAACGAGUGAAUCUGCUAGUGAGUUGGAUACAUUCGUUCAUUACUGGGGUCUUAGUUAUAUACAGUUUCUGGGCAUAUGCACCACAUAUGUUUAAUGAUCUCGUUACUCAUGUAACUUUAGUGACAUAUUUGACAUGUGCAUUGUCUUAUGGCUAUUUUUGGUAUGAUUUCUGUGAUGUUCUAUCGAAUCGACGAGGAUCUGAAAUGAUGGAACUGCUGUUUCAUCAUGUUCUGACUCUGAUAUUCUUCAGUUUUAAUAUCUUUCGUGUCUUCAAUAUUGGUUACCAAAUGUUUGCGUUAAUAGCUGAAAUUAAUUCGAUCUUUUUACAUGCUCGAAAACUGUUUCACCUCUAUCAAAUUCCACGUGGUCAUAUCAUUGUACGUUUGAACAUGUUUUUGAAUAUUUUCACUUUUCUACUCUGUCGAAUUGGCAUGUUGAUUUUCGUGACAAUCUUUGUUUAUCAAGAUCGGUAUCGUGUAGGAAAUUUGAAUUAUAUGUAUGUGAUGUACGUUCUUAUUCCUGGCGUUUGGAUUAUGAAUCCAAUUCUUUUCUAUCGAGUUCUACGUACAGAUUUAUUCAAAAAACAUCAAUCAAAAAAACUUGUUUCGUGA